Messenger RNA from Trichomonas vaginalis G3, 606 nucleotides. RefSeq names its product spectrin binding. The record is from RefSeq and is a predicted model, not a curated record. Lineage: Eukaryota; Parabasalia; Trichomonadida; Trichomonadidae. The coding region runs from base 1 to 606 and encodes 201 amino acids. The transcript has a single exon.
AUGUCUAAAAACAAAGACAUCCAUACAUUCUACAACAUGUUGAUGGAAAAAUAUAAGUUUUAUCAAGAUGCUAUAACACCUUUUAUGCAACUAAGAACAAAAAAUGAAGAAGAAAUUAAACAAAUCUAUCAAAAUUUGAAAACAACUUUCCUUGAUUCAAAUAUUUACUCACCAGUUAAUGUAUACAAUCUAAUAAACAAUAUUUUCCCAUAUAAUAAUCGAUAUUUAACAUCUUACUGGUCAAUUUUCAAAAUGAUUUAUGAAGAUUAUCAUAUAAAACCAGAUUCAUAUUUUGAACCUGUAUUGAAAUAUUUCUUUUAUAAAGAAAAUAAUCUAAAUAUAAGAGCAUAUGAUAAAAAACUUUUUCAAAAAUACGAAAAUGAAAAUUAUUCUCUUGAAGUUCAUGAAGAAAACACAAUUUAUUGGGCAAUCAUGAAAGAUGACCUCCAAUUAUUUAUAUCAUACGCAUUGGAUUCCAAUUUCGAUAAGAAUCAAACAUUAAGAAGUGGUUUAUAUCCUUUGAUUAAUGGUUUUGAACAAUAUUCAUUAUUAGAAAUAUGUUGUUAUCAUGGUGCUGUUAAAGGAUGGGCACUCAUAGGCUCCUGA